GUACAAAUCACUAGUCAAGUCAUUACCGGUUCAAGUCGGGUUCUAAUAUGGUCAUAAGCAUAUACCUUCUACUAGUAUAAUCAGUUAAUCACCACUAUCAUCUUCCAGGGUAGGCUUGGAAAAGCAAACCCAUUUCUUUUUGCCAUUAAACUGCUGAGUAUUAUUUCAACUUCUCCGACGAUCCACCACCACCUGCAACAAUGGCGGCAACUGCCACCACAGCGCACGUUAGCAUCAAUCGCAGCUUCUCGAAUUCAAUUCCAUUCAAUCAAACCAAACGUGCGCCGAGGUGCGCAUUAUCCCCCCAAAACUUGAAGGAAAGCAGACGAGUUGUCUCCAUUUCUCUCCUUCUUCUCCACUCUUUCUCAUCUCUUCCUCCUAAUUCAAUUGCAGGCGGUCUCUUUGAUAGAUACGUGAAGAAGAAAAAGCUUGAACCUUUGGAGUCCUAUGUGCCUGCAGUAAUACUGACUCAGUUGCAAAUUAAAGAAAUAGAGAAAAGCCUAGAAGUUGAUCAGCCUCAAUAUGCCUUCUACAGAUCAUUUCUACGGUCUGGUCCUGCUGCUUCAUUCCGGUCAAAUAUACGAGCUGUUGCAGAGUAUGCCUCUGAUGGUGGAAGGGGGAAGACUGCCUCUGAUGAUGUUGAUCGGUGUCUCAGAGCUGUGGAUGAACUUGAUUCUUUGCUCCUACGCGCUUCAAGAAAUAACGGGGAAGCAUCAGCCAAGUUGAUGAAAGAAAAAAUUAGCACUGCUGUGAAUGCAUUGGAUAGCCUUCUCCAAACAGUUCCCACUGACGUGCUUGAUAAAUCGAAAGCAAUUGCUGAUUCCUAUCGGAACCCAGACAGCAAUGAGGUGCCUGAAGAGUUGGAUCAGGAUUUGAAAGAAUUGCAAUCAAUAUUGUGAUACUUCCCACCCCCAGAUAAACUUAUAACAUGUAGAUAGACCGUAAGUCCCAAAUGAAAGGAUAAAUUUCCCUUUUCAUUAUGUAAAUUUGUUUUUGUACUGAAAUCUUUGAGAUGUGAUGUUAUACGACACUUUGACAUAACUAGUUAUACAGAAAUUGGUUUGUGAUA
Molecule: messenger RNA, 1069 nt
Organism: Chenopodium quinoa (quinoa)
Lineage: Eukaryota; Viridiplantae; Streptophyta; Magnoliopsida; Caryophyllales; Amaranthaceae
Exons: 7
Coding region: 201-899 (232 amino acids)
Source: RefSeq, a predicted model, not a curated record